This is a messenger RNA of Linepithema humile (Argentine ant), 1016 nucleotides long. RefSeq names its product Proteasome alpha6 subunit (gene Prosalpha6). Gene Ontology annotation, biological process: ubiquitin-dependent protein catabolic process; proteasomal protein catabolic process. Gene Ontology annotation, cellular component: nucleus; proteasome core complex; proteasome core complex, alpha-subunit complex. NCBI's taxonomy places the organism in Eukaryota, Metazoa, Arthropoda, Insecta, Hymenoptera, Formicidae. The record is from RefSeq and is a predicted model, not a curated record.
CACAUCUAUAGCCAUACCACUGCAUGACAGUUAAGUUUGUGUGGAGCCGCAUACUUUUGCAAGUAAUAUUGCUUGUUCUCUGUUUCUCUUUAUUUAAAAGAAAUCGCUAAUAAAAAUGUUCCGCAAUCAAUACGACAGUGAUGUGACAGUAUGGAGCCCGCAAGGACGUUUACAUCAAGUAGAAUACGCCAUGGAAGCUGUGAAGCUAGGUUCAGCCACUGUGGGCCUUAAGAACAAGAAACAUGCUGUUCUUAUCGCAUUGAAAAGAGCGUCGUCAGAGCUAUCAGCUUACCAAAAGAAGAUCAUACCAAUAGACAAGCAUAUGGGAAUCAGUAUCUCAGGAUUAACUGCUGAUGCGAGAAUAUUGAGUCGUUAUAUGCGAACUGAAUGCUUGAACUAUAAGUAUGCCCAUGAUGAUGUAUUACCCGUGGGCCGUUUGAUUGCCUCUUUGGGAAACAAGAUGCAAACGUGUACUCAGAGAUACGAUAGACGUCCGUAUGGCGUUGGGUUACUCGUAGCGGGAUAUGAUGAUCAAGGACCGCACAUAUAUCAAACAUGUCCAUCGGCGAAUUAUUUUGAUUGCAAAGCGAUGGCUAUAGGAUCUCGCUCUCAAAGUGCGAGAACGUACUUAGAAAAACACUUGAAUGAAUUUUUGUCGUGCGAUCUUGACGAACUGGUAAAGCAUGGCCUCAGAGCGUUACGUGACACCUUACCCAAUGAAGUUGAUUUAUCAGUGAAGAACGUAUCGAUUUCGAUAGUAGGAAAGGAUUACGAUUUCGCUAUCCUCGACGAGACCACAACAGCUACUUACUUGUCCCAGAUCGAAGGAGACGAUAAACGCGGAAAGCCCACGGAGCCAGCUACACAAGAUGACAGUAGGCCUCCGCAAGAUCCACCCGCUGAUGAGGGUCCUGCGGACCCUCAAGUUGCUAUUGCCAUGGAUACUGAUUAAAUAGUAAUGUAAACUUUAUUCCAUACAAUUUAUAUAAAGAUUAAAACUGCAUUUUAUUAUUGAA